AAUCGAGAAGCUCCGCGCCGACGUCACUGCGACCACAGCGUCCGCCGCGAACGGUCGCUGUUCCCCGCGAUGAAGAGGAGGCUGCAGAAGAAAUACUUGAUUCUGAUCCUCGCCUACUCGGGUCUGCUCCUGCUGGUGCCCUAUGUCUUCGACUUCGGGGAGAAGUCGCUGCACGGCGCGGCCAAGAAGCCGCUGCAGCGGCAGCAGUCGCGCUGCUCGGAGCUGCAGAACGCCGUGUCGGUGCUGUGGGAGCGCGGCGCCAACGCCACGGCGGAGGCGCCCGGGGCCAGAGGCGGCGGUGCCCGGCCGCGCACUCACAUCUACCUGCACGCCACCUGGAGGACGGGCUCCUCGUUCCUGGGCGAGCUCUUCAACCAGCACCCGGACGUCUUCUACCUGUACGAGCCCAUGUGGCACAUCUGGCAGGCGCUGUACCCGGGCGACGCGGGCAGCCUGCAGGGCGCCGUGCGCGACAUGCUGGGCGCCCUUUUCCGCUGCGACUUCUCCGUGCUCAAGCUGUACGCGGGCGCGCAGAACCUCACCACCGCCUUCAUCUUCGGCUGGAAGAUGAACAAGGUGGUGUGCUCCGAGCCGCUCUGCGACGCCCACCAGCGGCACCGCGUCGGGCUGGUCCAGGAGGACCGCUGCGCCAAGUGCCCCAAGCGGGACAUCCGCGACCUGGAGCGGGAGUGCAAGAAGUACCCGGUGAUGGUCAUCAAGGGGGUGCGCGUUUUGGACCUCAACACCCUGGUGCCGCUGAUGAAGGACCCCGCCGUAAAGCUCCACAUCGUGCAGCUGUUCCGCGACCCGCGGGCGGUGCACAACUCCCGGCUGAAGUCCAAGCAGGCCCUGGUGAAGGAGAGCAUCCAGGUGCUGCGGAGCAAGAAGCAGAACGACAAGUACAAGCGCAUGCUGGUGCCCAACACCCGGCUGAACCGGGCCGAGAACUACGUGUCCGGCGCCAUGGAGCUCAUCUGCGACAACUGGCUGGGCGACAUCAUGCUGGUGUCCAACGCGCCGCCCUGGGUGCGGAGGAGCUACCACCGCGUCCGCUACGAGGAUCUGGUGCAGCACCCCGCCGAGGAGCUCCGGAGGCUCUACCGCUUCGCCAACGUGUCGUCGUCGCCGGCGCUGGAGAGCUUCGCCCUCAACAUGACCCACGGCCGGGGCUACUCCUCCGACCGGCCCUUCCUCAUCUCGUCGCGGGACGCCAAGGAGGCCAUCUACGCCUGGAGGGAGCGCCUCAGCGUGGAGCAGAUCGAGCAGGUGGAGGCCUACUGCAGCGAGGUCAUGCGGCUGCUGGGCUACCCGAGACGCGGCGACGACAAGACCGCAUGAGAGCGUCACGCGGCCUGCAAGUCAAGCCUGAGGGCAAACAAACCACGCGUCCUGUCUGGAAUGUUCCCCACUGGGAGCCCCGAGCAUCUCAAGCAAUGUUUUUUUCCCCUCCAAACUGAGCGAGAAGAGGGGGCGGGGCUUAAAGUUCAGCACUGUGCUCGACCAAUCAAAGAG
Molecule: messenger RNA, 1512 nt
Organism: Entelurus aequoreus (snake pipefish)
Lineage: Eukaryota; Metazoa; Chordata; Actinopteri; Syngnathiformes; Syngnathidae
Gene: chst7
Product: carbohydrate (N-acetylglucosamine 6-O) sulfotransferase 7
Exons: 2
Coding region: 70-1338 (422 amino acids)
Biological process (GO): N-acetylglucosamine metabolic process; carbohydrate metabolic process
Cellular component (GO): Golgi membrane
Molecular function (GO): N-acetylglucosamine 6-O-sulfotransferase activity; chondroitin 6-sulfotransferase activity
Source: RefSeq, a predicted model, not a curated record